GGAAUUUCCUUAUGGUCUGACGAGGUGACUUGGACAUUUGUUACUAUCGGCCUCGCACCGAUUUCAUUUGUUUUAUUGAGCUAAUCAGGACAGCAACAGAGAGGGCGAGUUUGAGUGGUUGUUGUGUUGGAAAAAGUCUUGGCUGUGACGACAACGAGGGAAGGUGAAGCAGGAGGAGAUAUCAACGGCAGGUCGGGUUUUUUUGGGGGGUUGUUGCGCGCUCUCUCUUUUGACCCGCAUCAUCUUUUUAUUUUAUUUUUUAAACCACGACAUUAACCUUGAGGCCUUUUUGAAGCCGGUCUCUCAUUCCUCUUCUUUUGAGGGAAACAACCUGCCUACCUACCUAUCUACAUCAGACGACAGUCUCCAAGCUUUUUGCGCGCGCGAGCAAUCAUUUGCGGUGGUCAGGGGGCAGUCUCUCUCUACCCAUCAUCCGACGGUUCAAACCUUGAGCUUUGUGGGGGUGGGGGGAAAACGACCCUGUUAAUUGGCUUUUCCCAACGACACGGGAAUUCAGGGGAUAGGAAAAAGUCAAAAAGAGGUUUACCGACGGGACGGGCCGGGACGACACAAAACGAAACGAAACGACAAGAACAACGGACGGGUGUGUGGUUUGGAUUGUUUUUUGUUUUUUUUUUGCGUUGAAGCUACUGUGUAAAGUCACAUACGGUACUCGGGCUGUCUCUCUCAGAGACACAUAUCAGGGACAGUACCCUGCCCUUGUAAGUUACCUUACCCGAAAAGCAUAUUUCCCGAAAGUCAAAUUCGGGACUGACGAGAGAACAGACGAAAAAAAGAAGGAAUUAUGAUUUCUUACAGCUUCAGGGGUCUCGAGAGAGGUGGUGGUGGUGUUGUUGUUGCUGUUGCUGGGGCGAGGUUAUCGUCGACGAGUCCGUUUCUGGCAGUGAGAGGGCUGUCGAGCAUUGCGGUACAGAGGAGGGUUUCGGCUGUUGUAUCAGGUCAACAACCGCCACCACCGCCGCCGACAAGGCCAGCAUCUUAUCAACCGAGCAACCUGCUGUUUCGAACAUUCACCAUGUCCUCCCCCCCGCUCCGGACAAAAGAAUCCAAAAUCCCCAAAAUCCUUCAUCCCUCCACCCUAACGAAAAAGCUCCAGUCCAAGCUGCCGGCUGCUAUCGUGCCGCAAAAGGAGAAUAUUUAUACUAUCCCGAAUAUUCUGACGUUUUCUCGGAUCAUCGCAAGCCCGUUUAUCGGCUAUGCCAUCCUACACGAUCAGCACGCCCUCGCUCUGGGGCUGUUUGCCUACGCGGGUGUCAGCGAUGCGCUUGACGGGUGGAUCGCGAGGAGGUGGAAGUUGCAGACUGUGGUGGGGACGGUGAUUGAUCCGAUGGCGGACAAGAUGUUGAUGACGGUUUUGGUUGUGGCGUUGGGGAUGAAGGGGUUGUUGCCUGUAUGGCUAGCAGUCCUCAUCCUGGGCCGGGACGUCGCCCUCGCCAUCUCGGCAAUUUACUACCGCUGGAUCUCGCUGCCUCCUCCCAAGACGAUGGCAAGAUACUGGGAUUUUAGCCUGCCGAGCGCGGAGGUGAGGCCGACGUUGAUUAGCAAGUUCAAUACGUUUUUGCAGUUGGGGCUGAUGGGGUUGACGACGGUGGCUCCUGUUGUCACGGCUGUUGAUUUUAGUCAGUCGUUGGCGGUUUUGCAGUACAUUGUCGCCACGACGACGGUUUGGUCGGGCGCGAGUUAUGUGUUCAGCAAGGAUGCGGUUAAGAUUCUGACGCAGCCGGAGAGCAAAAAGGAGAAGGAGGUUGUGGUGGGGGAGGAGGAGGGGAAGAAGAAGGAACUCUGAGAGAGAAGGGUGUUGGGGGAGAAGAUAAGGGUGAGGUAGUUGGGGAGGAAGGAGAGGGAGGGUUAAGUGGAUGAUGUGUGUGCUCUGUGUGUUUGGCGAGAUGGGGCAGGGAGUUUAGGGGGUUUUCGUGAGUAUUGUACAUAUCCCUAUUGCGAGCAUUAGCCUUGCUUUGCCCUUGUGAAGCAUUCUUGUAUAUAGACCGUGAACAACAUUAAAAAGUUGAAUUUUCGUUUACA
Molecule: messenger RNA, 2043 nt
Organism: Podospora pseudocomata
Lineage: Eukaryota; Fungi; Ascomycota; Sordariomycetes; Sordariales; Podosporaceae
Exons: 5
Coding region: 806-1807 (333 amino acids)
Biological process (GO): cardiolipin biosynthetic process
Cellular component (GO): membrane; mitochondrion
Molecular function (GO): cardiolipin synthase (CMP-forming) activity
Source: RefSeq, a predicted model, not a curated record